Messenger RNA from Malassezia restricta, 984 nucleotides. RefSeq lists its product as uncharacterized. Lineage: Eukaryota; Fungi; Basidiomycota; Malasseziomycetes; Malasseziales; Malasseziaceae. The coding region runs from base 1 to 984 and encodes 327 amino acids. The transcript has a single exon. The record is from RefSeq and is a predicted model, not a curated record.
AUGUUUGUUCGAAUUCAAAAUACGUGGUCAAUACGUGAUGCAGCAGCUGAAAAUAGAUUUCAAGUUCGUGAUGAUGCAAAAGUGGAUGAUAAUGGUAGGGGUUUUCAUCUGCCCUUCUUGACGUUUGCUGUCAUUGCAAUUGCAGUGGUUAUAGGGCUCCUGGGUAUGGUGAUAUUGCGCAUCUUCGUUUUACAACGUCGCUAUAGUACUAACAUGCCUCAAGAAACUGUUUCAUCAGCCGUGUACAAUAUACCAACCGAAAACCCUCCCCCGAUUUACGAGCAUAAAGUUUUAACCGCGUCUGAUACUAAUACCAAGUUGUCUUGGAAUGAUUUGCAACCAAUAUCAGUAGCAUUUGAUCGUACAAUCACAUCAAAUGUACGAUUGGAUGCAUGCGGCAAAUCUGAUACUUCUCAAGUGCAAGGUUUGAAGCCACCUAAUGCCAGUGUGCAGACAACUUUUAUUGUCGGCCUUCCAACUCCUGCACAAACUGUUUUCCCGCCUUGGCUACGUCGACGCUCUUCCAACAUCCAUAAAAAGGGAAUGGAAACUGAGUUGUCUAGACGAAGAAGUCGGAUGUCGUUGAAAAAAGAUGCUGCGGGCGAUGCGGAUGACCUUUCGCAGAAACCGCAGUACGCUCCUAGCAUUCACAGCAACUUGUCGCAAAAAGAGCAAGGUGACGCUCGUCGAGAAGCAUACUUUCUUAAUUUGGGCUCUUCUAAUGGUGACUCAGGGUUGGGUCAUUCCCAAUCCGUCCGUUUAAAUUUAUCGCAUGCAAAUCAAACCAUUUUGAAUCGACAUGAUACAACAAUCGACAAUGACGAAGAAGUCAUUGGUGCUAUCGCGCUUGGCACUAUGUCGAUGCAAGUGAAAGAACCUAUGGAGAACAAGGAUGAUUCGUGCGUGCCCUUGACAAAAGAUACUCUCUCUGGAAUAUUGCAUCAUGCCAAAAAAGUGCGUGAUAACUUUGCGUCAAAAGUCUAA